Molecule: messenger RNA, 6264 nt
Organism: Carcharodon carcharias (great white shark)
Lineage: Eukaryota; Metazoa; Chordata; Chondrichthyes; Lamniformes; Lamnidae
Gene: gba2
Product: glucosidase, beta (bile acid) 2
Exons: 17
Coding region: 67-2622 (851 amino acids)
Biological process (GO): glucosylceramide catabolic process; carbohydrate metabolic process; central nervous system development
Cellular component (GO): membrane
Molecular function (GO): glucosylceramidase activity; beta-glucosidase activity
Source: RefSeq, a predicted model, not a curated record
GAGUCGGGUGGACGGACUGAGUGUGGCGGCUGGGCUGAUUGUGUGAGGCGAGGAGCAAGAAUAGGGAUGGGGAGUAGCGAGGCCCCGAACGCCGAACUGAUGCAGGAUUACGCGGGCGGCUGCUCGGACGGGGCCGGGGUCCCGCGGUUCGGAUGGAGGAUCUGCCUGGCCCAUCAGUUCAGGGAACAGAGGAAACCGUUCGAGGCCAGAGAUGUCUCCCUGGCUCAUAUGAUCGGCCACCUGGGCCUGGGGAUCCGUUAUUUGAAAUGGUGGUACAGAAAAACUCGAAUAGAGAAGAAGGCACCUUUUAUUGACUCAUUCAAUUCCAUUCCAUUGCGUCAGAUUUAUGGGGCACCACUAGGUGGGUUUGGAGGAGGUACCAUUACAAGGGGGUGGCGAGGGGAAUUCUGCAGGUGGCAGCUAAACCCAGGAAUGUACACUUAUGACAUUGUGAUUGAGAACCAGUUUACUGUCUGCUUAAGAAAGAAUGGACAGACUAUAUAUCAACAAGUGCUUUCUGUUGAGAGACCUCACAAGCUCCAGAGUUGGAAUUGGGGAUACUGUGGAGAGUUUGCUUUUUACCAUGCCCUAUAUCCACGUGCUUGGACCGUUUACAAACUUCCUGGACAAAAUGUAACUCUGACAUGUCGGCAGAUAUCUCCCAUUAUUCCUCACAAUUAUAUGGACACUAGUCUGCCAGUUGGGGUCUUUGUAUGGGAAAUUGAAAACCAAAAUGAAGAUGACCUAGAGGUUUCGCUCAUGUUUACUCUGAGGAAUGGUUCUGGAACCAAGGAUGAUCAGAAAGGGGGGCACUGGAAUGAACCAUUUCAUUUGGAUAAAGAAGGGGAGCACAUUUCGGGAGUGUUAUUGCAUCACUCUGUCAGUGUAAAUAGUUAUACCAUGGCAAUUUCAGCCCGGCGUAAGCAAGGUUUAGAAAUUAGUCACCAGACUGAAUUUAAUCCAAAUGGCCUGGGACAAGAAAUCUGGGAAGAUCUGUUUCAAGAUGGGAAAUUGGAGUCUCUACCAGGAAGAGGUAAACAGACAGAGAAAGGGCAGAUCACUGCAGCAGCUGUUGCAGCUACCUGCAUUGUUCCGACAAAAAAACAAAAUGUUGUUGAGUUCUGUCUUGCGUGGGACAUGCCUAAAAUCUAUUUUGGAUCAAGGGAAAAGGAGCAUGCAAGGUGGUACACGCGUUUUUUUGGGAUGAGUGGAGAAGCUGCUCCUGCUAUGAGUCACUACUCCUUAACACAUUACAAACAUUGGGAACAAAAAAUUGAUGAUUGGCAGCGUCCAAUUUUAGAAAAUGGCCAAUUACCUGACUGGUACAAGUCAGCCUUAUUUAAUGAACUGUACUUCAUAUCUGACGGAGGGACAAUUUGGCUUCAAGUGACUGAUGAUUUAAAUAUAACAAAUGGCUUGAUUAUUCAGGACGGGCUUCCACCUCUACCUAAAGUGCUGAAGGAGUAUGGACGGUUUGCAUAUUUAGAAGGACAGGAGUAUCGAAUGUACAAUACAUAUGAUGUUCAUUUUUAUGCAUCAUUUGCAUUAAUUAUGCUAUGGCCCAAACUGGAACUUAGUCUGCAGUAUGAUAUUGCUGCUGCUGUAUUGAAGGAGGACAAUACACAGCGUAUACACCUGAUGAAUGGUAGAUUGGCAAAAGUGAAUACAGCAAAUGUAGUCCCACAUGAUAUUGGAGACCCAGAUGAUGAGCCAUGGGAAAGAGUCAAUGCUUAUUUGAUUCAUGAUACAGCUGACUGGAAAGAUCUCAACUUGAAAUUUGUUCUACAAGUUUAUAGAGACUACUAUCUGACUGAUGAUAUCAUGUACCUUAAAGACAUGUGGUCUGUCUGCCAGGCUGUCAUGGAGUCUGAACUGAAGUUUGAUACUGAUGGAGAUGGACUUAUUGAAAACUCUGGCUAUGCAGACCAGACCUAUGAUGGAUGGGCUGUAACUGGACCUAGUGCCUACUGUGGAGGGCUCUGGUUAGCAUCUGUGUGUGUUAUGUGCAAGAUGGCUGAGAUUCUGAAAAUUGAUGAAGAAUACAAAAAAUACAAAGACAUACUAGAAAGAGGAAAAGAAGCAUUUGAGAGGAUAUUAUGGAAUGGAAAAUACUACAAUUAUGAUAGUAGUAAGAAGUGCUACUCAAACAGCGUGAUGUCAGACCAGUGUGCCGGACAGUGGUUUGUAAGAGCAUGUGGCCUUGGAGAAGGUGAAUACGAGGUAUUUCCAAAAGCUCAUAUAUUAUGUGCACUGAAGACCAUCUUCGACUUGAAUGUAAUGAGUUUUGCCAAUGGGACUAUGGGAGCAGUAAAUGGAAUGAGACCCGAUGGUACAAUAGACACAUCCAGUGUCCAAUCAGAUGAGGUUUGGAUUGGGGUCGUCUAUGGUCUGGCAGCCACUAUGAUACAAGAGGGACUUGUUGAUGAAGGUUUCAAGACUGCAGAGGGUACGUACAGGACAGUAUGGGAACGACUCGGCAUGGCUUUUCAGACGCCUGAAGCCUAUUGCAAAAAGAAUAUUUAUCGUUCUCUGGCAUACAUGAGACCUCUGAGCAUUUGGAGUAUGCAACUCGCUCUGGACAAAAUGCAUGACCAACUCAACUUGUCUGACUCUUCCAUAUAAAUGAGGAUGAGCUAGCUUCAAAUUUGAAUUACUUUCUUCAUUCAGUAAUACACCCUCAAACCCAACUUCAAAUACAAGUUUGUCUAUUUUCCAACGAUAUCAAUACUUAAUUGUUUUAUGACAUGUUUGUUGAUGUUUAACAAUGUGCAUUCCUUUUGAGUGAAUAAUUAUAAGAAUAUUCCACCGUAACAAUUCAGUGAAGAGGAGGAAGAGAGUGAUGUCAAUUAUGUCAAAUGAUGCCUUUAAAGAAUUGAAUCAAUUACAAACACCUCAUUAGUACUUUCUUCACAAUAAAGCCCUGGUAUAUGUAGUAGAGUGAAAUAACUGAACUGCAAAUAGUAGUUGUAACAAAGAGAAGCUGACAAAGUUUCAGAUCCACAUGAGCAUCUCAAAUUUGUUGUGUUGACUUUGCAAUGCAAGACUGAAAGAUAAUCUUUUGGGCAGCCCUGCUAUUUGUUAGUUAGAACAGAGUACUUAUUUUUAUUUUUUGAAUGUUGAAACAGAAACAUUGAGACCUUUUCAGGCAUAUGGUAACUGAUACUGUAGAAUGUCAGGUUAAUGCUCCAUUUUGGAUUACUUUCAAACUAUGAAAUACCAAUGAUUACUGGCUCAGACAUUCAAUCAAUAAAUACUUUUUCUAAUAUUUUUAAACCAGAAUUUAUAUUUCAGUUCCUGAAAGAUUUGCUUUAUUAAGUUACAGCAUUGUCUAAAUUGAAAUAUUUAAAAUUUAUGAAUAUGACUGAUCAUUAAAUUGCAUCUUUGCACUUUUAUAUCUACAAUCAAUUACAAUCAGUUAGAAAAUCAGUGCAAUUUUACAAAUGAUUGUGAAAAUGUUGAUUUAAAAUGUUUCUUGGACACAUCAAAUUUUUCUGGGUUUAACUUACUUUUGAAAUAAGGUUUAAAUAAAGCACUAAUAUUGUAUUGAAUUUUUGUUUUAGGAAUGCCUACUUUUGUGUAUAGAAUAGAUUUUUGACACUAAAACUGACCCUCAGGUUAUUUAAAUCCACGUGUAAAAGAAUAAAUUGUACAUUUUGUGUAUAAAUGAAUUGUUUUUAGUAGGACUUUUUCUUAUACUUGUCAGUGCACUCAAAUACAUCAUUCAAAGUGAGAGCACAAAUGUUGGAUUUAUUUACUGUGAUGAAUAAAAAUUAUCAACUUCACUUUGUUUAAAUCAAGCCAAACUACCAGUGUACCAAAUAAUCACUUAUUUUGUGCAAACCAAUGGCCAUUUGGAGGAGAAAGAGGAAUUGUAGAAAGUGGAGUAAAAUGCUAGAGACUAACCUUAUCUAACUCCACUGAUGUGGGUAAAAGAUUUACCUUCAAAGACCAAUAACUAUGGUAUACGGAAAAGCUGAAAUUCUAAAGACUUGAAGUUUAAAAAAAUGCAGAAAUUAUACAGCCAGCCACUGGAAAUAGGAUUUUUUUUGGUUAUUGCCCUGACUUGUUUCAUUUUAGCGUUCUUUCUGAAAACCAAGUCUUUAAUGUGUUGACAUUUAAUACCAUAGAGACUAAAAAGUUCACUAAAACUUGAUCAUGUUUCACAUACAUUUGUUUGUUUUGAUCAUGUCUCAGAUUUGUUUUCUAAAUCUCAGUGUGCAUGUAUUGUCUUACACCUACCUAAUGGGUUAUUUCAUUUUUAUUUUGAAUAUAUUCUAAGUGGCCAUUUCCUAUCCUCCAUUGCAUUUAUUUUUACAUUAGGACUUGAUUUGUUUAGCAUAUCUCAGGUGACCAAGGUGGACAAAGUGAAAAGGCAAAAUAGUAAAUAAGGAAAAAUACUGCAUGUGUGCUUAGUUCUUUUUUUCUGAUGGGAAACAAUAUACAAAAUGGGACCUUAUUGAAAUUUUCUGAAAGACAAAUUGAACUGGAAUUUUUUAUUCGUUCUCGGGAUAUAAUUAUCACUGGCAAGGUUGGCAUUAAUUGUUCAUUUUUAGUUGCUUUGAGAAGGUGGAGGUGGGCCACUUUCUUGAAUCAUUGCAGUCAGUGCUGGAUAGGCUGUGUUUGCUGUUACCACCUUUUUUUAUAAUCACCCACAAGAACAAAUAUGGUUGGUUCACCCACAAGAAGGAAAACAAUGAAUGUUGCGUCCAACUUGAAAGUCAUUCCUCACUGAAAUAGGUGAGCAGAUCACUUUAACCAAAUAAACAUUUGAUAGCAUAUUAGAAACCGUAUGCAAUAAAUUGAAAGGCAAAACUGAAGACUGCAAUGGAGAUCUAGCGGCAAAAUACCCGUUAGUGUGUGAAGAGGGUGGGGUUAGUCUACUAACUACCACCCAUUUUGAGCUUUUGCUGGAGUUGAAUUUCACUCUUGAUCCCCUUGUGUCUGGAUCAUUAUUGGUUUUUUGCUAAUAUGUUUAACUUGAAGACAGUGAAUUUAUUUUCAUUUAUGUACUUACUUUAUCUGUGUUGCUGACAUUUCAACUUUAAAAAUUCUGUUUUCAAAAUGCACCAAGUGGAGUGGAAAUAAAAAAAAAGGUGCCUGACUUCCAAUUGUAAGCUUUUUAACCAGUGAUCCAUCUGUUAUUUUUGGGGAACAAAAAUGCAACCAUACAUAAAAAUGCAUUAGAACAUGGGAACAGGAAUCGGUCAUUCAGCUCAAGCCUGUUUGACCAUUCAGUUAGAUAAUGGCUGAUCUGUGACUCCAUUUACUUUGACUCCAUAUCCCUUAAUACACUUUCCUAAUACACAUCUGUCAAUCUCAGCUUUGAAAUUUUCAAAUGAUUUUGCCUCAACAGCUUUUUUAGGGAGAAUUCUAGAUUUCAAAGAACUGAAGUUAUCUUUUUAGCGGAGAUGGCAAGUGACAAAAAAGACAUUUAAAAAUAAAAAAAAAAUUAACGCCCUUUAGAUCAGCAUCAAAAAGAAGCUGAUCUAAAAAUCAUCCACUUGGGAUGAUGUUGUAAGUCAGUUUCCCGCAAUUGAUUGAGAAUAACCAUUUGAAUUAUACAAUUUUUUUUUACUUUACUAAAUGUUUUCUCCACAAGCUGUACUGUAAGAUGAAGUGGAGACUGGAGUAGCCUCCCCUUAUUGAUUUUUAAGACCAUUAAAUAUGAAGUGGAUGAGGUAUUUAUGCCAAGUGCACUCUGAAAUUAGGGAGCAGCUAGUGAAAAUUCCUUAUUUCUUCUUUCAUUUCCUCCCAACCCCACUAAAGCAGUGGCAGUCUACACCUAAUGGAUUUUAUGCAGUUACUAUUCAUCUAAAGUACUGCUUGGAUUAAACCUUGAACAUUUGCUAAGUUAAAGUGGUUAAUUUUUUUUUAAAUUUAAGUUUUGAUGCAAAGACAUGUUUGGUUAAUUGCCACAAUUGUAUGUAAUCGCUGAACAAUCAACAAUAAGGACCUAUGUAGUUACUAUAAUACCUAAAAUGCUUCACUGGGGAUAACAUACAUAUUUCACUAUGAUAUUACAUACAAAGAUAAAUUACAGUGGACUGUUUGCAUGAUCUAUAGCCAAAUGUUUAUUAUAAAGUAAAUUAUAAAGAUUCUUCUAGGUUCUUGAGGUUUGGUACUUUUUAGCAUGUAAAGUAAUUCACGCUUCACUAGAACAGUAAUUGGUAUUUGUAAAAGUAGGGUUGCACUUGUUAGUGUUUUGCUUUAAUUGUAAAUUUUCAGGUUGUGUGUAUAAGAAAUUAAAAUACAACUGAGAAACUU